Messenger RNA from Lachnellula hyalina, 1143 nucleotides. RefSeq lists its product as uncharacterized. NCBI's taxonomy places the organism in Eukaryota, Fungi, Ascomycota, Leotiomycetes, Helotiales, Lachnaceae. The coding region runs from base 1 to 1143 and encodes 380 amino acids. The transcript is spliced from 2 exons. The record is from RefSeq and is a predicted model, not a curated record.
AUGUCCCGCAUGCAGCGUACUCCUUCAAGAUGGCACACUACCCGCGCGUCUUGGGAAGAGCUCGAGUUCGCCGCUAGCAUGUGGGCUACCUUCCAAGCGGACGACCACUUUCCCAUAGUUGCUCAGUCCCCUCUAGUAAAUAGUCGGUUCUUCCCAAGUCCAGAGAAGACAAUUACCCCUGUCACCGAAACCCCGACGAACGAUACCCUAAAAGCUUCUGCCCUAGUUAUGGCAGAGAGUCCAACGUCUUCGCAGCCUGAGACUCCAAAGGAGCUGACUCUUUACGGUGAUAUUAUCCAGAGCGGGUCAUCGUCCCAGUCUUCUCAAGAUACUCAUCAACGCAACUUGACCCCAUCAUACCAGACCACACAAGAACAUGAUGUUAUCUUUGGCAUUGCGCUAGUCAGAGCUCAGGUACUCCAGAACCUGCCGACUUCGCCUCCAGACGCAUCAAAUACGCUCGCUACUGCGACUCCACCAGUCUUGCAUCCAUUCCGGCCAACUAAAAUGGCCUUGGCGCAACAGGGCCUCUUAGAAUCUUCCGCUCAUGGCUCUGACAACUCGAAGACAAGAUACCACGGCGACUCCAUCUCAUAUGUAGGCCAACUUUCCGACCUUCCCAAUGACAAAAAUUGCGCUCUUUUCAUUACCAAUAUCCCACAGAUCGUCAGUCAUUCGGACAUCUUCGAUAAAAUCGACGUCGGCGCCGUUUUUGCUCUACACAUUAGUCCCGCUGGUGGCACGCAUAUCACGAAAGCUGCCAAACUGGUCUUUAUGGGACCCGAGGCUGCACAUUUAAUGAUGGAGAAGACUAUCUGGAUGCGAGGUAAACGCUUGCGGCUCACGUAUAACAGACAUGGCUACCCUCGGAACGAUCGACAUUACAGCCGUGUGGUUAUAGUCGAGGGACCAGAACGGGUAAUGGAACUUGCCACAUGGGAGAGAUACUUCAGAAACUACUCCGAUCUAGUAUACGACCGAGUCCUCGACGUUGAAUGCGCGACUUCGAGCCACAAAGCUUAUGCCUUCCACUUUUCACGCGUCGAUGGCCAAGCUGAGACUUGCUUCCGGGCAAUCAAAUCUGAACCUUCCUUCCAGGGCUACAUCACUGUGCGAUACGGUCAAGAUCCCUGUGGAGCAUAG